AUGAGCAGCACUCCAGGGAGAAACAGCAGCCUCGCCAGCAACACCCCAGGAUGCACAACUGGGCCUGAGGCUCUCCCUCCCACUGUGAACGGAGCACUGGGGCACUCGAUCUCCUUAUCUCCUGAGAUUGCAGGUGGACUGGACAUUGGCAAGAUUGAAUGGAGGAAAACAUCUCUCAGAAGCAAAAUAAUAAAAUUCUCAAAAGGGAAUAUUACAUACUUCGGAACUGAGGAGUACGGGCGACGGAUCACUUUUCAUCCCAAGAGUUUAAGUCUGGAAAUCCGUGAUCUACGGAGAGAGGAUGCUGGUGAUUAUGAGGUGACAGUUAUUACACGUUCAGGAACUGAAAUUCUGUCAAGAAUCCGACUGGAGGUGUACGCUGGGACUGGGGCCGCCGCUGGUACCGUGACCGGAGCUCGGGGACACUCGGUCUCCUUACCUGCUGGGAUCACAGUCACACCGGACAUUACGGGGCUUGUGUGGAGGCGGAAAUCGCCCAGAUUCAAGAUAGCGGAAUACUCGAAUGGGAAGAUUAAUUACUUUAACAUCAAUUACAAGGGACGGGUAACUCUUCACCCCAGGAACUUCAGUUUGGAAAUCCGUGAUCUACGGAGAGAGGACGCUGGUGAAUAUGAGGCGACUUUUGGAACAAGUUCAGGAGAUGAAACUCAGGCAAGAGUCCGACUGGAGGUGUACGAGCCCGUGGCAGGAACACAGAUCAAGGCCGAGAACAUCACUGAGACCUGCAACUUCACCCUGACCUGCUACGUGACAUCCGGCGACUCCAUCAGCUUCACGUGGUGGAGGGAAGCUGUGGGAAACGACAGCACCCAUCACCUCGUGGGACAUGGAAAGACAAUACAGGUUCAUCACACAGCAGAGGUCGGGGAUGUUGUUUACAGGUGUGAGGCCAGGAACCCGGUCAGUGAAGGCACAGCACAGAUCCGGCUGAAGAACAUCUGCAAACAGACCACAUCUGGUGAGUGUCAGAGGGCGAAUCAGGUUUGA
This is a messenger RNA of Amblyraja radiata (thorny skate), 1008 nucleotides long. Its product is annotated as SLAM family member 5-like. The record is from RefSeq and is a predicted model, not a curated record. Bases 1 to 1008 code for a protein of 335 amino acids. NCBI's taxonomy places the organism in Eukaryota, Metazoa, Chordata, Chondrichthyes, Rajiformes, Rajidae. The transcript is spliced from 4 exons. Gene Ontology annotation, cellular component: membrane.